Molecule: messenger RNA, 1477 nt
Organism: Polypterus senegalus (gray bichir)
Lineage: Eukaryota; Metazoa; Chordata; Cladistia; Polypteriformes; Polypteridae
Exons: 7
Coding region: 91-906 (271 amino acids)
Source: RefSeq, a predicted model, not a curated record
CCUGAUGAUUAAUUGUUAUAAUCGUUUCCUUUUUCUUGCUGUCUGGACGUGAACCCCUUUGUAUUUUUCUACUGUUCGGCACAAUAAAGGAUGUCAGACAGCGAUUCAGAAUCAAAUAGCAGCAGCAGCAGCAGCAGCAGCAGCGACAGUAGCAGUACGAGGACCUCGAAGGAAGAGGCGGUCAAGAAAAUCAAAGUUGCCACCGACUCCAAGAGAAAAUACCACGAGAGCAUCGCUGAACAGACCGAUGUGAAGAAGACGCCCCUCAUAGUUAGCGAAGACAGUGAAAGAAAGUCAGAAGAUAAUCCAGCAAAUACCGAGGCACAGCAAAGCAUGCAAGAAGAAUCGCAGACAGUCAUACAGGCACAUGGGAUGAACCCUCUUCCCUUCCCAGUAACGUAUAAUCCAUACAAUGAAUUGAUUAAACAAGAACUGGCACGGAUCAAAACACGAAUGAACACAAGUAUUAGUGCCAACUUACUUAAACGACCACUGAGGAAAUCAUAUCAUCCAUUUGUGUGGAACAGCCUACGUCCCUAUUCAGAUACAAGUAUAAUGAACUACAUGAUGUCUCUGCCAGACAACCAACGUCCCAACACGAGAGAACCUAAGCACUUGACCAGACGUACUGCCUCCAGAAUUGUUGACCCAGAAGUCUCCUGGAAAAUGGACAAUACAGUGCUACCACCCAUUGUGCCAGCAGCUAACACAGACAGGAAAAAAACAAGCGAAAUGACAACGUAUUCAAGAAUUGAAAAGGAAUUCUACAGAAUGCAUAUUGACAAAGUUUUCUUAAAUCAUCCAGCCCUCCAUGAGUCCAUGAAGAUGGCCUGUGUCACUUACAUGGGACAGACCCCCGACACUGCAAAAGCUAUUAGAAAGCUCACAGACUCCUAUAGCAAAUGAAUGAGUAAUAACAUGCUUGCAAAAGAAAAUUUUAUGAAUAUUUUCAAGAUGGUAUCAUUGAAUUUUAUUUUUGGUUGGGGAGAAUGGGGAGACUACAAAAGCUCUGAACCACACAAUGAAAAAAAUUAUGGGAUAGCCCUUAUCUCAUACGUAAGUGAAAAUAUUUCAUACGUAGUGGAUACUUUCCCAUAUGUAUGAGAUGUCUAAACGUACAUACGAGAUAAAGUAAAAAUGACAAAAGUGCACUUUGUGUAUCAAGUACAUACAUGAAAACAUCUCACACACACGUAAAAAGACCUUGUCUGUACGAGAUACUUUCACAUACAUUUAAAAAAAAUUACAAAAAUGCGCUUUUGUGUAUCCAAUGUGUAUGUGAAAACAUCUCAUAUGUAUGUAAAAGUAUAUAUACAUAUGUGUGUAUAUGAUAGGGGUUAUUAUACAAAUCAAAAGCAGGUAGUAGACAGCAUGAAAAUAGUGAACAAAAUCAGCUCAGCAUAUUUGUCAGACAGCAUCAGUGCAUAUGUUUUACCAGAAUGAAUCAUGAAAUCUUCAAAAUAAAUUUAAAGCCAAA